GCAGUCCACUGUGUACGCUUCCAUUGCAGUUGCUCUCUGCUCGAUGCUCGCUAUGGAAGAUCGCUUUCGAGCGCGUUGUUGUUUCGCCGGUGCCGCGUUUCAACUGACGAUAUUUUAGAAGGAGAAUUAUUGCUAAGGAAGAUCAGGUACACGGAUCUAAAACAAGCUGCAAAAUAUAGCCAUUUAGCGGUGUAUAACAACCUUUUUAGCCAAGGCCGACUGGAGUAAUGGUCAUCGACCAAACCUAGGAUGUACAGCUUCGAGGGAGAGUUCAGGAAAAGACCGCAGCAAUCACUGGGAGGUGCGAGCAAAAAGGUUGGCCUCGAUGACCUCCUACGAAAGAGUGCUCUUCGGAGGCAGAAUCGUGAGGAGUGUCGGCGCCAAGAAGAGGCUGCGCUCAAGAUCAAGGCCUUUGCCAGGGGUUUCCUAAGCCGCCAGCGUCUGGCUCACGAACUGCGUCAGGGCUUCGAUGCAAACUCCAGGGUUUCGAGUGACCUGGGCCCGCUUCUGCGCUCCCUUCCGCUCUUUUACAAUGCCAAUCUCGACAUGGAGCGUUUGGCCUGGUUAAGUCACCAAGUGCUGCUCCGUAAAGAUGAAGUGGCCAGCCAGGCAGAUGACCCCGUCUGGCGCCUGCGAAUUCGCCGUCUCUUGGCACUCAAUGUCACAUCCUUACUGCGACCGGGCUUCCCUACGGCGCCUGCACUUCGUCUCCUCGAGGUGUUGGGCGCGGCCAACGCGUACCAUGGCUGCUUCCGAGGCACCCCUUUGGAAGAGGAGUGGGCCACUCAGGUGCGGUCAUGGCUGCAGCAUCUGUGGCUUCACCUAGCACGCCAGUGCAACCUGUUCGCACAUUUGCAUCGGCUGCUGGAGCCACGGAUACCAGACCCGGGCCCCAAGGAAGAAGGUGUGCCUCAGGUGGUGACGCCACAGGCGCAAGCCAUGAUAGACCUACUCCUCCAGCCGCUCGGCAAGCCUGUGGCUGACGGCUUAGAAUGUGGCGACUAUCAGCGCGAGAUCAUCUCCUGUCUUCUAAAAGGUCUUCUUGGUGACUGCCCCCAGGUUGUGCGAGUCGUGUUGCCAGCACUGGCAAGUCGGUGGCCCUACCCUGGCGAGCCCCUGCUUCAAGCCAUACUUGGCCUAAGGCCUUCACCAUGGCUAUUUCAAGCCCUGCUGCGGCUCUCGUCACCCGCAGAGCCACUGUUCAUUGCAGCUGCAGCACAUCUAUCACCCUGCCUCGCUCACAAAGUGGAGAGGUCCAGCCGCGAAGACCUGGAAGUGGAUGAGCUGAGUCAGGCCGACGAGGCCUGGAGUGGUGGCGGUGGCUCGUCCUCCACCUCUCUCGCCGACGAGGCGCUGGAAGACGUGCUGGAGCAGCUCAAUGUGCCGGCCACCGUGAACACCUUCUUGGAGGCCGCUGCAUCCAGUCGCGAGAACCUUCCUGCGCUGUGCCAGCUGUGUUGGGCCCUGGUGCAGCGACGCCCACUGGCCCUGCACCACUUCCGGCUGCUCUACACGUUGGCCUUCCGGCCUCAGUUCCUCCGGCAGCUCUGGGUGGCACUCAAGGAUGUUCGCGCUCCAUCGCUGUUCGUGCCUGGCGGGACGCCGGUUAUGCAGCUGCUGUCAUCCGGGAUCUGCCCGCCGGACAACUGGGCCGAGCCCUUUUCGAGCCAGCUGAACCUGUUCUGCAGCCUGCUGGCCCACUUGCUACCAACGCUGCACGAUGUCGAGUUCUACGAGUCUCCUGCGGGGGAUCCAAUGCCCUUCUCGCUGGACGAGCUGGUGUCACUGAUCGCGCAGCUGCGUGAGCUCUGCCUAGGGCUACUGGAGCUGUGCUUUCCCGACACCCGGACCGGCCUGACACCCCAACAGCUGCAGUACUUGAAGACCCUGUGGAGGCCCAUGUUUGAGUGUGUAGUCUCACUGCUACGACAGCUGUACGCUCGGGACUCAAGGCGCCCCUUCUGCCCCGAUGGCCACUGGGUUUCACCUCGGACAGCCAUCUGCCCCGAUCGGGUGCCAGGCUGGAACCUGGAAAUUCAACGGCUACCAACAUGCGGUGCUGCAGCGCUGACUCGAAAACAGCUUGAGGAAGGUGGGCCACCACUCACGACCACCGAGCUUCGCAGUGCGGCAAUCCUCCAGGAGAUGCCCUUUGCGGUGCCGUUUCCUAUUCGUGUUAGGGUGCUGCAGAGCCUGAUAGCACGCGACAAGUCAGAGAACAAUCGUGAGCAGUCCCACUUUCUCCUGGGCCCCCAGAUAGAGGUCAUGGUGCGGCGGGACUACAUCUACGAGGACGCUUUUGAGAAACUUUCGGGCGAACCCAACCUCAGGUUGCGAUUGCGUGUUCAACUCGUCAAUGUGGCGGGUCUUGAGGAAGCAGGCAUUGACGGGGGCGGUUUGCUACGGGAGUUCCUUGCUGAGCUGAUGAAGACGGCCUUUGAUGCAAACCGGGGCCUCUUCCGGUGCACGCACGAUCGGCGUCUCUACCCGAACCCAGCUGUCGGGCAGUUGCCAGAUUAUGCUGACGGGCGGGCGGCACGCCACUACUCCUUUGUUGGCCGUCUUCUCGGCAAGGCUCUCUACGAGGGAAUGCUGGUGGAGCUGCCGAUGGCACACUUCUUCCUAGCCAAGUUGGUGGCUUCUGGGCGUGGCGACCUCGGCCUACACCACUUGGCAUCCCUUGAGCCACUCGUCUACCGCAACCUCUUCUUCCUCAAAAGCUACAAGGGUGAUGUGGCCGACCUGGGGUUGGACUUCACUGUGGUGACAAGUCAGCUGGGCAACAGCACGGUGGAGGAGCUAAAGCCCAACGGCGCCACGAUUCCAGUGACAGCCGCAAACCGCAUUGAGUACAUGCACCUGCUUGCAGACCACUUGCUCAACGCUCAGCUGCGGCAGCAGUGCCUUGCAUUCCGGCAGGGCUUGGAGGAACUCCUGCCAGGCCACUGGCUGCGCCUUUUCGCACCGCACGAGCUCCAGGUGCUGAUAUCGGGCGCCCAGAGCCCGGUCGACCUGGAGGACCUGCGCGAGCACACUCAUUACGAGGGCGGCUACAGCGCUACGCACCCCGUCGUCCAGGCCUUCUGGCGCGUCCUGGCAAGCUUCGACGAGCGCCAGCGGCGCCUCCUCCUCAAAUUCGUCACCAGCUGCUCGCGGCCACCCCUGCUGGGAUUCAAGGACCUGGUACCCCAAUUCUGCAUUCACUCGGCCGGCCCGGAGCCGGGGCGCCUUCCCACUGCGUCAACGUGCAUGAACCUGCUCAAGCUACCUGAGAUCACCGAUGAGGCACAACUGCGUGAAAAGCUGCUCUACGCCAUCGAGUCGGGUGCUGGCUUUGAGCUCAGCUAACAGCAAUGGGCGCCACUCCAAGUCGUGAGAAGAGGCGUUGAACAAACAGCGUGUUCAGGUUGUGCCGGGGCGCUUAGUGGCUCGCCAUUGUGCACCACUGCAGCUCGCGAAUGGCUUGCCGGUGGUUUGACAGUGGCUUGCCAGUGCUCGCUACGCAGACGUACCUCGCGGAGGUUGCAAAGCAGCAUUCCAAUGCCAGCGGCGCCUCCCUGCUUGUGAUAUAAAUGGGGGGCCAGAAGUUGGGGGGUGUGGCCUCUGAAACCAAACUACGAACUGACUGCUACAAAAAGCGCACGUUUUACCGCCAGCCAAUGAUGUAUAAAAGAAAUAAAGAUUUAUGAACUGCGUA
This is a messenger RNA of Dermacentor andersoni, 3697 nucleotides long. Its product is annotated as ubiquitin-protein ligase E3C. Lineage: Eukaryota; Metazoa; Arthropoda; Arachnida; Ixodida; Ixodidae. Gene Ontology annotation, biological process: ubiquitin-dependent protein catabolic process; protein polyubiquitination. Gene Ontology annotation, molecular function: ubiquitin protein ligase activity. The record is from RefSeq and is a predicted model, not a curated record.